AUGGCCGAGUCCAACACUGUGACUGCCCCCAAACCCUCUGAACUCACAAACUGGUGUGUGGACUCAGGAGCAACUCAUCAUAUGACCUUCAAUCCCUCUGCACUCUCAUAUGCCCAACCCUAUAAAGGUAACGACUCCAUUGUUGUUGGUAAUGGAUCUCAACUCUCUAUCACUCAUAUUGGCCAUACACAAUUGGAUACAUCAAUUGGCUCUUUGAAUCUUCAUGAAGUAUUAUGUGUACCUGCCAUACGUAAGAAUUUGUUAUCUAUACGACGGUUUUCUAAAGAUAAUCAUUGUUAUUUUGAGAUGAAUGCUAAUGGAUUUCGUGUCAAGGACAACAAGACAGGGAAGCUUUUACUUACUGGCAGUAGCUCAGGCGGUUUGUAUCACAUCCAUACAGAACCUGAACUUUCUGAAAAGCUUGGUUUCUGUGGUGAGAAGACAACUCAAGAAGUUUGGCAUGCUCGCCUUGGACACCCUUCACAGGCUGUUUUUCGUGUUUUGCUCAAUAAACACAAACUUCCUCUUCACGGUAGCUUUGAUUCUCAUAAAGCUUGUCAUAUUUGUCCAUUGGGCAAAUCUUUUAAGUUACCAUUUUCUUCUCGCCACUCACAUGCUCAACAGCCACUUGAUUUAUUGCAUCUUGAUUUAUGGGGACCAGCCCCUGUCUCCUCUAAUUUUGGAUAUCGUUAUUAUUUGUCCAUUGUAGACGAUUGCACUCGUUUUGUUUGGUUUUAUCCCUUGACCAAGAAAUCUGAUGUGCUUGGAAAUUUUGUUAUAUUCAAGAGAAUGGUAGAAAAACGGCUCAAUCGUACCAUUAAAAUGUUACAAAUCGAUGGUGGUGGAGAAUUCACAAGCCGGAUGUUCCUCAAUUUCCUCCGUGAACUUGGUAUUAGUCAUCAAAUCUCAUGUCCAUACACACCGCAGCAAAAUGGCGUUGUUGAACGCAAGCAUCGACACAUAGUGGAAAUGGGAAUUUGUUUAUUAUCACAAUCACACUUGCCUCACAGUUUCUGGCUAGAGGAUUUUUCCACUGCUGUAUUUCUUAUUAACAGGUUGCCAUCGCUUCACCUUGGAGCUCUCUCUCCUUAUGAGAACCUGUUCCAACGCCCUCCAGAUUAUACAUUCCUCAAGACGUUUGGGUGCACAUGUUUCCCCCCUUCUGGUGCCUUAUAA
Prunus armeniaca (apricot) is the source of this 1176-nucleotide messenger RNA. The record is from the annotation of a GenBank genome assembly. NCBI's taxonomy places the organism in Eukaryota, Viridiplantae, Streptophyta, Magnoliopsida, Rosales, Rosaceae.